UUUCUUCAUCCCAUUUGGAUGAUUUACUUUUCCCACAUGUUUAUUUUGUCUCCUUUUUCUGUCCCUCUAGGAUGAGCUUGAACGUAUGUUUUUCGUUUGUCGGGCUCGGUCUACCAAAAUCAAUCGUGAUUGGUUUAAACAUCACACUAGACGCAGCCAGAUCGCAGACUCCUCGGAUGGCUUUCAUGAAAUCACGCUCAGCGACACUGCAAUCCACCAUCGUAGCUUCAACGGAGAGCACUAUGUAUUGUGUACCCCAUUUAAUCUAUGUGCAGCCCUCGAUAGAAGAAAAGCAGACGGCCAUCUCAGUGAUCGCUACCUAUGCUUACUUAGAGGACGAGCAAGCCAAGUGGACACCCGAUGGCUACCUGAUACCCGUACUCAGCAGAUGGGCUGCUACUAGAAAUGCCUUCUCAAUUCCACUGAAGAGAACAUGCGCUAAUGACACCUGCUUUCCUAAUCUAGUCAUAUCACCCAAAGCCGAAACGGAUUAUCUUGUAGCAGGCGAUAGUGGUGAAGCUUACAUCAGGGUUGAUGUAGAGAACCACGGCGAUGACUCCUUUUAUUCUACCCUUGAAAUUCACAUCCCUGAUGAGAUCAACUUCAGUAGACUAGAUCGAGCUGUUACGGAUUCCUUUGUGACGUGUUCGGUCACAAGACGACUGGUUGUAUGUAACAUAGGUAACCCUAUCAAGGCAGGUGGAAAGGUCAAUAUGCGAAUCUGUUUCCAAACUGAGGACCUAUCUGUGACAGAGCCCGAAAUUAUCUUCGCAAUGAUAGCCAAAAGCGGAGAUGAUGAGUUGAGACACCAUUCUGAUGACAACCAUGCCAACGUUUCGAUUCCUGUUAUUUCAUCAUCCAAUAUUACUCUUCGAGGGGAAGUUAACCCAGAGCUGUUGAUAUUCAAAGAGAAAGAUUAUCCUCUCGAUCGGGUGGUGGAGUUUCAAACCGACAUCGGUCCUCUUGUAACCUAUACCAUAUCGCUUAUAAAUAGAGGUCCAAGCCCUCUAGGUUCUACCGACCUUGUCAUCUCCUGGCCUACCUUCCCGGUCUUAGACGGUCAGCUUCUCUAUCCGGUCAGUGCCAAGAUGGACAAUGGUGGAGAUUGUUACGUCAUCAAUGGGCAAUGGAACGCAGAAAAUCUAACAACAAUAUUUGGAAACUACAACCGCGGCAGACGGCGUCGCCGAGAAAGUUCUACGCCAACGUCAUCAUCUCGACCGAGAACCGCGUCACCAUUAACCUCGUCCGAGCUGAAAUCACUCGCCUGUAGAUCGAGUUUAUCACCAUGUGAUAAGAUAGUGUGCGAUGUGGAUACGCUGGCCAGGGGAAGACAUUCUGAGAGGGACGAAGUGCUUGUCAUAGUAACGGCACGCCUUAGAACAGAUCUCUUAAUAAAGUACAAUAUAACAGGAUUCAAGCUGAUGACUCGUGUAGAAGCUUUAGUCAAAGAUAGCCUUCACCCCAGUACACCGUUUCGCAACUUACCAACAGGGGAAGUUCAGACCAAAUUAUUUCGGGAGCAUGGAUAA
Molecule: messenger RNA, 1532 nt
Organism: Strongylocentrotus purpuratus (purple sea urchin)
Lineage: Eukaryota; Metazoa; Echinodermata; Echinoidea; Camarodonta; Strongylocentrotidae
Product: integrin alpha-8
Exons: 13
Coding region: 72-1532 (486 amino acids)
Biological process (GO): integrin-mediated signaling pathway; cell adhesion mediated by integrin; cell-matrix adhesion
Cellular component (GO): integrin complex; external side of plasma membrane
Molecular function (GO): integrin binding
Source: RefSeq, a predicted model, not a curated record